Molecule: messenger RNA, 186 nt
Organism: Penicillium hordei
Lineage: Eukaryota; Fungi; Ascomycota; Eurotiomycetes; Eurotiales; Aspergillaceae
Exons: 2
Coding region: 1-186 (61 amino acids)
Biological process (GO): regulation of DNA-templated transcription
Molecular function (GO): zinc ion binding; DNA-binding transcription factor activity, RNA polymerase II-specific
Source: RefSeq, a predicted model, not a curated record
AUGGAGCUUGCAUCUAGUAGUGGAGGGCGGUUGGGAUCGAAGAGCCAAAUUAAGAAGAAAGUUGAAAAUUGCCAGACGAGAAAGAAGCGAUGUGAGGGGAAUCUGCCAAGUUGUUCUACUUGUUUGAAGCAAGGACUGCCUUGUAAAUACAUGCAAGUAAAAAGGCGGGGCAAGGGUAAAGUGUGA